GCUAAAUGUUUUAAAUUUUAUGAAAAAAUGGAGCAGUUGAAUUUCACGGAAUAACAAAAACAUGUAAACUGAAGAAAGAACAGUGAAGAUCACUGAUUCACUUCGAAGAUUGAAGAUUUCACCAGCGCGCCUCGAUUGAUAUAAUCGAGCAAGGUAAUCGCAAUUUCAGCUUCACUGGAAAAAAUGGGGGAUAAAGAUAAAGAAUGGGAAUCUCAUCUCCGAUCCCUCUCUUCCGCCGCCAGAGAUUCCGCCGACCCCGCCGCCGAUCCUUCCCUUCUUAAUUCGGUCAAGAGUCUCUAUGAGCUCUGCAAAGGCGAGAAAUCGGACGAGCUGGUAGCUAGGGUUUAUCCACUGCUCAAUAAGAUAUUUCAUCGCUGUGUUGCUUCAAUUUCGCAGACUCAAGCCUCCAGCGGCCUCCUUUUGCUGGCAAUUCUACAAUUUUUUCUUGAUUUUGGAGAUAUAGUUUUACUCGAUGCUGAACCUAGUCUGAGGACAUUUUUCCGCUCGUGUUUGAGCCGUGAGUUUGCAGACCCUGUUGUUGCAGAAGCAUCACUUGCAUUUCUGAGCUCAAACAAAACAAAACUUCUGAAGGCUUUCCCUACAUUAUUUCCGCAGUUCUUCCCUUUAAUGCUGAAACUGAUUGCAUGGAAUGGAGAGAAAUUAAAAAACUUAUUCCUGAGUAUUUUCUCUGGAUUUAUCUCUCCUGGGUCGUUCAUUCCCCUGUUUCCGGCCCUUGUAGACUUACCUAUAUUGGUUGUGGCAUUGGAAAAGGUGGAAAGAAGUUCAGGGUCACUUGUGGGAAGCAGCAUAGCUUCAAUUCAGAAAAGUGCUGCACCUGAGAUGCUGCUUGCUCUCAUGGAUGAGGCAUAUACUGGCUCAAUGAUAGGAGAUGGAGGUGCAGAUUCUGAAUCUGAAGAUAGUGCUCCUAUGGCUGCAGCUGACCCUAUCUUUCUUGAUCUCCUCAAGGAUGAGAAUGAGGGCCUUGCUGAACGUCAUUGGACCUCUCCCGCUAUGGCAUCAGCUUUGCAGGCAGUAAUAAGUACCCCUUUGUCCAAUAGACUGAAAGAAGCACUGAAAAUAGCUCCACAGCUUCUAGAUUCCUAUUUCAAACUAGCAGUUUACGAUGCUAACGAUUCGUUAAUAUGUGCUCUGAUUCCUUUGAUUAUGGCGAGAUAUUCAACCUUAUUUCCAGACAAAAUGUUUUGCUAUGAGGUACAGAAGAGGCUCUUAGAAUUUAUGCUUUCUGCCUUUCAUCGAUCUCCUCAUUUCAUUGCACUUCUUAAGAAGCCUAUCGUGGACAGGCUUGGGGAAGCUUUUGACAAUCCUGGAAAGACUGAGUUAGGAUUACAGCUCUGUUGGGCCAUUGGGGAGUAUGGAGGCGGUGGUGAAUCUCACAAAGAUGCAGCUCGUGAACUAUUUGAGAGUUUGGAAUUACUUUUAUAUGAAAAUCUAUCAGCAAGGCUGAUACUCAUAUUGUCCUCGAUUUUGGGAAGUCGCCUGGGGUUAGGUGAAGCAGCGCAUGGUUCAGGGAGCUCUAGUUUCAGAAAAUCUUCCCAGUCAAGGCUUCUAUGUUUUGUCGUGACUGCCAUAGCAAAACUUGCCACUUAUCACCGAGAAUUACUUCCAAGGGCCCGUGUAUCUUUAGCAAAGGUUGCACGCUCUCGACUUUCAGAUGCGAGGGUGUGGAAGCGCGCCCAGGAUUAUUUGGGUUUAAUGAACGAGCCUGCAAUAUGUUUAUCGGUCUUGGGCCCUUCUACGUCGGGCAAAUUAACACAACACCCAGGCACCAUAAACUGGAAUGAAGGCCAUAAGAAAAUGAUAGCUCAUAUUCCAUUCUACAUCCUAGGUGGUCAAGAAGGUCCCCCUCCCCACGACUUCUCGAUUCUGGACGUUCUUCCGACAGAAUAGCCUUCGUUCCCGUUCCAGUACCACCUCCAUGUUCUGAAUUAGUAGAGAUCACAAUACAGAUGCAAACAAUGAUGGAGCCAGCGUAGGCCAAGCCGCCGCCCCAUCUGGUGCCGGAGUGAGGUCGGGCGGAGAAGUGAUGUAGCUAAAAUAGAGGUUUUGGGAGUUUCGGCCAUUUUUGGAUCGAUGGAGAAAGAAAAAAGAGAAUUAAUACUAAUUCUUUAUCUUUUACAGUAUUAGAGCAGCAUAUAUACAUGUGAAUGACUUCUGCUAUUAUAUUAUUGUUCAUAAUUAAUAAUUAUGAGUACAAAUAUUUUAUUCAAA
This is a messenger RNA of Salvia hispanica, 2229 nucleotides long. RefSeq names its product AP-5 complex subunit zeta-1. Lineage: Eukaryota; Viridiplantae; Streptophyta; Magnoliopsida; Lamiales; Lamiaceae. The record is from RefSeq and is a predicted model, not a curated record.